UCUCCGUGAUGUCUCGUUCCCGCUCUCAGGGAACCGAGGUUACGAUAGUAACCGGAGCGUUUUUUUGUGACUUCUUUGAUAAGAUGUGGAACAGCAUUAGACAAGCGUCGAGGUGAGCUGCCGAGAAGCUGGACCGAGCUUGUGCUGUCGUGAGUUUUGACGGAGUCUGAUCGCCGAGAAACUGAACUGCGUGUCUGUGAUAUACCAGGAGGGGCAUUGCUCAUCGUGCUAGCUGAGACGGUGUGUUGGCACGAGUGUUCGUCUUCUACGGAAGGGAGCCGAGAUGCUGUGAGUUUUUCUUCACUGCUGUUUAACCACAGUUGAUAUUCUGAAGAAAUACGCGGACGUUAUUUGUUGUUUUUGAAGCAAAGCAGCUUGGAUCGAGUGAUUUGGCUACUGUCGUUCGAGACAAAAUCGUUUUUGAUACAAUAGUCCCGCCGUGUGGACACAAACGGCAUUGCGAACACAUUGAAGCUCUUCUUUUGACAAUAUGUUUACUUCUAUUUUUCAUAGUUUAUUUUUGGACGUUUUGCAGUAUUUUCACUUAGAGACUUCGAAAUUAUUUUUGGAUGGACUUGAGAACUGAUAACUGAGUUUACUUGAGUGAAUGAAUCCGAAUUACGGUUGUUGUUUUUUUUGAAGGGACUGUCUCGUCUACCGGAAACGUUCGUAGAAAUAUAUUUUUUCCCUUAUUAUUUAUUCCUGAACAUUAUUUUUCCUGUGUUUAAAGAAAAGGAAGAGACUUUAUGUUUUUGAACCGGUGGCUAUUUGUCUGAUCUAAUUACCCUGCCAUAUCUGGACACUCCAACACCAGCCCAGUUCUACUGUGAGGGAUAAAAAAGGAGGAUGAAGAAACAAAGCUGUACGAAGAGACAGCAGAUGGGGUCGUCCUCCCAUUCUAAACCUAAGAAGAAGAAACAAGCCAAGAGACAAAACUGCCCCAAAUCAUCCGCAGGACAAAAAAACACUCAAAACAAAUCUCAACUUCCUGUUACAUGUGGCUGUAAAGAGGGUGUCCUGUAUUUGAAUAAAUAUUAUGAUAAGCAGAAGUGCAUUUUCAGUGAGGGCCAGUGGUUCAAGCCCACUGAGUUUGAGAGGUUUGGGCUGAAGGAGAGGCACAAAAAGUGGAAGACCAGCAUCCUUUGCAAAGGGAUUCCACUCCAGAAACUAAUAGAGGAUGGAUUUCUUUUAUAUACAUCCUUUAAAAAAAGCAGGGUUCAGGAUGCAAAGGGGAAAAAAAGCCAUGUGGGUUUGGAAAAACAGGAAUCACCCGAUAAGAUCGAAGACAAUCAAGACGAUGAUGAUGAUGACGCUAUUGACAUGAACAUGUUUAAAGGUCCAGUCCUACCUGUUACCUGUGGUUCUGAUUCUGGCAUUCUACACAAAUAUCGAUUUUCCAAAGGGUAUUGUGGGAGAUGCAUAAGAACAGAGAACCACUGGCUGACGCCUGAGGAUUUCAUCAAAUUGAGCAAACCAGAUGGAACAUGGAAGAAAGACAUUCUGUCCAAUGGGAUGCCUCUUGGGAAGCUUAUAACGAAAAGCAUUUUGCAACCACAUACAGCCAACUGUGACUGUGAGAUCUGCCAAGAACCGGAUCAGAACCAACAGAAUGAUGACGUGUGUUUCGUGUGUCCCUCUGAGGGAGAUCUCGUGUGUUGUGAUGAAUGUCCACGAGCUUUUCAUUCACACUGUCACCUACCAUCUGUACAUGAAGACUCACCUGGAAGCCAGUGGAGCUGCACGUUUUGUGUGAUGAAGAUGAAAAGUUCCAGUCAAAAGACCCAACAGGAUAUUUUGAGCAGUCCAGUCUCUCAGUACACACUGCACUGCCAGUACCUGCUGUUACACCUGCUACACGAGAGCAUGACCGACCCCUGUGCCAAAGUUCCAGGAUUCAGUGAGAACAUCUGUGGUCCCAUGAUGCUGGGCAGAGUGAAGCUGAACUUGGAGAAUAAUGAUUAUCGAACAGUGCAAGAGUUUGUCUCAGAUAUUGAAUAUGUUUUCCACCACUGCACCGCCAAAAGGGAUAAUGACUUCAGUAGAAUGACCUCUAGGCUGACGGAACUACUUGAAAUCAUCUUUAAGCUGCUGUGACAUCACAUCUUAACAAAGAUGUCCUUUGUUGGACCUGGUGGUAACAUUUGUGUGAAUUGUACAAAUAUAACAAAAAUAAAGAAAGCAUAUUUAGACUUAAUAAAA
Molecule: messenger RNA, 2199 nt
Organism: Sinocyclocheilus anshuiensis
Lineage: Eukaryota; Metazoa; Chordata; Actinopteri; Cypriniformes; Cyprinidae
Gene: sp100.4
Product: SP110 nuclear antigen, tandem duplicate 4
Exons: 14
Coding region: 847-2094 (415 amino acids)
Biological process (GO): regulation of transcription by RNA polymerase II
Cellular component (GO): nucleus
Molecular function (GO): DNA binding; protein binding; DNA-binding transcription factor activity, RNA polymerase II-specific
Source: RefSeq, a predicted model, not a curated record